GGCAAUGCAGUAGUUAUAAAAGCUGUUUGCAUCGUCCACUUCUUUGUUUUUUAGAAUCUAUAUCUAAAAGAAACACAGCGCAGCUACGCGCGACUAUUGUGUUUCAAAACCCUCACUCACUCAUCGUCUUUCUCUUCUACCAUGAAGCUCGUCAGGUUUCUAAUGAAGCUGAACAACGAAACCGUUUCGAUUGAGCUUAAGAAUGGCACUGUCGUUCACGGCACCAUUACAGGUGUUGAUAUCAGUAUGAAUACACAUUUAAAAACAGUUAAACUAACUCUGAAAGGGAAAAACCCAGUUACUUUGGAUCAUCUGAGUGUGAGAGGCAACAACAUUCGUUAUUAUAUCCUUCCUGAUAGCUUGAAUCUUGAGACAUUACUGGUUGAAGAGGCUCCUAGGAUCAAGCCUAAGAAGCCAACUGCUGGGAAGCCUUUGGGGCGAGGUCGAGGACGAGGGCGUGGACGUGGACGUGGUCGUGGCCGUUAAAUUGCAAAUUAACAGAAUUUGUGGCCUUUGGUUGUACCUUUAUUGUAGGAAAUUUUUCUAAUGAGUUUAAAGACGUUGUAGAAGUGAUGUUGACCAGUUAAGUUAGUCAUGCGGACUUUGUUCAUGUUCCCAUUUUCUUGCAUCAAUGCUUUGAAGUUCCCUUGUAUAAUUCUCCCUGUUGGAUCAUUGUCAUAUUUCAACUGAUAAUUUGCUGCUUACAUAUGUGUAGUUUUAUGUGGGCAA
Messenger RNA from Vigna radiata var. radiata (mung bean), 729 nucleotides. RefSeq names its product small nuclear ribonucleoprotein SmD1a. Gene Ontology annotation, biological process: spliceosomal snRNP assembly; RNA processing. Gene Ontology annotation, cellular component: commitment complex; U4 snRNP; pICln-Sm protein complex. The transcript is spliced from 4 exons. Gene Ontology annotation, molecular function: RNA binding. The record is from RefSeq and is a predicted model, not a curated record. NCBI's taxonomy places the organism in Eukaryota, Viridiplantae, Streptophyta, Magnoliopsida, Fabales, Fabaceae. The coding region runs from base 142 to 486 and encodes 114 amino acids.